AUGGAGCGGGAGCAGAUCUCCAACGGAGGGAGAUUUGUUGUGUCGAUGAAUAAAGCAGAAAAUAAAUUUUCUCUGGAAAUUUCUGGUGUGAGAGUUGAUGACACGGCCACCUAUUACUGUAAAGCUCAGUAUAAAUAUGGAUGUAGUUCCGUUUGGAAAGAUGGUUAUGCAGACGGAUCCGGGACAGAGGUGAUUGUCACAGCAGGCUCUUUCAGUCAGUCAGUGACACAGACCCCGGCAGCGGUGACCAGGAAGGAGUGUCAAUCCCUCAUCAUCACCUGUGUUUUCCAUGGUAAUUCUCAUCAUUUACAGUAUGGACAUUUCUUCAGACAAACCCAGGCUGGGACAGAGCGGGAGCGGAUCUCCAGCGGAGGGAGAUUUGUUGUGUCGAUGAAUAAAGCAGAAAGUAUUUUUUCGUUGGAAAUUCGGGAUGCGAGAGUUGAAGACACCGCCACCUAUUACUGUAAAGCUCAAUACAAAUAUGGAUGUGGUUCCGUUUGGGAAGAUGGUUAUGCAGAUGGAUCCGGGACAGAGCUGACUGUCACAGCUGGUUCCAGUCUCCUGAUAUUCCAGAAUCCGCCUUUACAAACCUCUGCUGUCGGUGACACCGUUACUUUAAGCUGUGAAUAUUCAGGCAUCUGUCAGUAUACAGUACACUGGUACCGUCAGUCCCCAGGACAGGCUCCAGAAUAUCUGCUUCAGAGACACACUUCAGGAGAGGAGAAUAAAGAAAAUGCUGCUGGGGAGAGAAUUUCUGCUUCAAUCGAUUCUGCCGAGAAAAUGAGCCGGUUAAAUAUCUUCAAACUACAACUGAGCGACUCCGCUGUGUAUUACUGUGCACUGAGUCGGCCCACAGCACAUACUAAGAUGAAUCAGAUCAUACUUUUCUGCAUUUACUUGCCACUUGACUCGGGAUCACAGCUUCAGAAUAAAGAGUCAUCCAUUAGAACGGAGAAGGAAAAAGGAUCUGCAGUAGAACUAUUGUUGUGA
This is a messenger RNA of Carcharodon carcharias (great white shark), 990 nucleotides long. Its product is annotated as Down syndrome cell adhesion molecule-like protein 1 homolog. The transcript is spliced from 4 exons. NCBI's taxonomy places the organism in Eukaryota, Metazoa, Chordata, Chondrichthyes, Lamniformes, Lamnidae. Bases 1 to 990 code for a protein of 329 amino acids. The record is from RefSeq and is a predicted model, not a curated record.